AUGCAUUUGCAAGCUUUUUCAAAUCUACAGAACCUUUUUCGGGGGUUCGUACCGCUACGGGCCCCUGCUAUUGAUAUUCAUCCGAAUGCAAAAUGGAUAGAAAACAGUCUCAAUAUAACUGGAGGCAAUCAAAUCCAGUACUCAGUCAGUUUGUAUGUUGAUGAUGAUCAAACAAUUUAUGUCGUUGAUCAGGUAAAUCAUCGUAUUGUGGAAUGGAAAUAUGGUGCAACGAGCGGGAAAGUAGUUGCUGGUGGAAACGGACAAGGAAAUGGCAAUAAUCAAUUAAACAAUCCACUUGAUGUGAUUGUUGACAAAGAGAGAGAUAGUUUGAUCAUUUGCGACAGGGAAAAUAAAAGAGUAGUUCGAUGGUCUCGUGCGCAUGAUGGUUCUAGUGGAGAAAUAGUCAUCCCAAAUAUCGACUGUAAAGGUUUGACAAUGGACAAGAGUAGAUUUCUCUAUGUUGUUGAUAAUGGAACACAUAAAGUGAGACGAUUCAGAAUUGAUGAUGCUGAUACUAUAGGAACAGUAGUUGCAGGUGGGAAUGGACGUGGAAAUCGUAUCGAUCAACUCGAUAGCCCCAGCUACGUAUUUGUUGAUCUAGAUGAUGCAGUGUAUGUGUCUGAUUAUGGAAAUGAUCGUGUGAUGAAAUGGGAAAAAAGUGCAAAAGAAGGCAUUAUUGUGGCUGGUGGUUAUGGUAUAGGAAAUACACUUAAACGAUUGGCAGGUCCUCAAGGACUUGUUGUUGAUCAGUCGAGUACUGUUUAUGUGGCUGAUGAAUACAAUCAUCGUAUAAUGCGUUGGCCAAAAGGAAGCCCACAGGGAAGUGUGAUUGUUGGCGGAAAUGAUUCGGAAGGACAGUCGAGACAAAUAAAUUUUCCCGUUGGAUUAUCAUUCGAUCGACAAGGCAACCUUUAUGUCGUUGAUUUGGGGAAAAGGGAAGUAAAAAAGUUUAAUAUUCAAUAG
Messenger RNA from Rotaria sp. Silwood2, 963 nucleotides. NCBI's taxonomy places the organism in Eukaryota, Metazoa, Rotifera, Eurotatoria, Philodinida, Philodinidae. The record is from the annotation of a GenBank genome assembly.